Molecule: messenger RNA, 417 nt
Organism: Hydatigera taeniaeformis
Lineage: Eukaryota; Metazoa; Platyhelminthes; Cestoda; Cyclophyllidea; Taeniidae
Source: the annotation of a GenBank genome assembly
AUGACAUACUUUCUCGACUCAGUCACUCUUGAGGAAUUGGAAGGGUAUACGGCGGUGGCCCUCUCAACAAAACUCUUGCAUAGAGUUGUCCUGGCGGAGCGGAAGGGCACCGAUGACGUGUUCGCCAUGAAGAUUCUCAAGAAGGAUGUCAUCCUCCAAGACGACGAUGUGGAGUGCGUAAUGAUGGAGAAACGAGUACUUGCAUUGCAAGAGAAGCCUCCCUUUCUUGUUAAGCUGCAUUCCUGUUUUCAAACAAUGGAUCGACUUUACUUUGUCAUGGAAUAUGCAAACGGUGGUGAUUUAAUGUACCGCAUCCAACAAGAUGGUCGAUUCAAGGAGCCGGUAGCUGUCUUCUACGGCGCUGAAAUUGCAACGGGCCUGUUUUACCUGCAUGCUAAUGGAAUUGUCUACCGGUAA